Molecule: messenger RNA, 798 nt
Organism: Alnus glutinosa
Lineage: Eukaryota; Viridiplantae; Streptophyta; Magnoliopsida; Fagales; Betulaceae
Product: 2S seed storage albumin protein-like
Exons: 4
Coding region: 1-798 (265 amino acids)
Molecular function (GO): nutrient reservoir activity
Source: RefSeq, a predicted model, not a curated record
AUGGUCCAACCUUAUUGCUAUGCACAGAAGAUGUAUUUCCUUUGCCAAUUGCCAAACCUGGUAACAAAUCUGUGUAUCUGUAUUAGAAGAUUAAAGAGAAGGCAAAACACAAAGAAGGAAAUGAGAAGAAGGGAAGAACACAGGGGUUAUAAUAUUGGAAUUCGACUGAUUGAUGAGUUUCUAGCAAAAUCUAAUGUCUCUAGAUGCAUUGACUUUAAAGAGACAGCUGAAACAAUUGCAAAGGUUGGCAGUAUUUUAUAUUUCAUUAAGAAGCAAAGACCUGUGGAAUUUUUUUUUUCAUGGGGCAAUGAGGGAAUUAGAUUUAAGAAUUCAUCUGAUAUAGUGUUUCAUAUCAUAACAAUGGCCAGGCUCGCAACCUUAGCAACUCUUUUUGCAGCCCUUUUGUUGGUGGCGCAUGCUGCUGCUGCCUUCCACACCACCGUAACAACUGUAGACGUCGACGAUAACAUUGAGAAUCAGCAGAGGCGAGGCGAGAGCUGCCGCGAGCAGGUUCAGCGUCAGCAGAACCUCAACCACUGCCAGCGAUAUAUGAGGCAGCAAUGCGAGUCCGGGAGUUUCGAGGACGGCAACCAGCAGCAGCAUUUACAGCAGUGCUGCCAACAGUUGAGGAGGAUGGACGAGCAGUGCCGAUGUGAGGGGUUGAGGCAGGUGGUAAGGCAACAGCAGGGUGAGCUCCGGGGUGAGGAAAUGCGGGAGAUGAUGGAGUGUGCGAGGCACAUGCCAAAUCAAUGCCACCUCAGCCCCCAGCGUUGUGAGAUUCGCUCCGCCUGGUUCUAG